AUGAACGGCUGAGAUUACAUUUUCUAUUUCUAAUACCAAACCCUAACCUAAACUUUGAUUUUAAUUCUUUUUGUUCUUCUUCUCAAACCACCCCUAGCGCCGCCUCCCUCUUCUCCUUUCUCUUCUCCCUCUCUUCACCGCCUCCACCACCACUCCACGUCGUCGUCUUCUCUUCGCCGAAGACAACUGCAGCAGUCACGCCAACAGCUGCAGCAACCCGCAGCUCUGAGCAGCAUCCACCAUCGACGCCACCAGCAGCUCCCACCGUCGCGUCGCUCUCCUCCAGCGAACAAGCAGCACCUCCGGCGGCAGCCUCCGACGAGCACCUCUCCUCUCACAUCACCACGACGAACUACAGCAGCCACCACCGUCGCUCCUUCUCCUCCGGGUUGCUGUCCAGCGAGCAGCAACCACACGAACAACACAUCGGCAGCAACCAGCGACGUCGACGACGCACAGCUGCAGCGACGGCAGCUCCUCAGCAACACCGCCACGCACAGCCACCGACGGUUCAAAGACGGAUCUACAAGAUUCGUCCGGAAUGGCUGCUACCAAUGGAUCAAGUGACUUGUAUUCAGAGAUGGAGGUGGACGCAUUUAGACGUCUUUUCCCUUUGCGCUAUCAUGAGCACCAUCUUCUUAAAUCUGUCCGACCUGAUGCCCGAAAGCUUGGAAGUGCUAGAGAUACAACACUUGCACUUGGUGCCGUUGCCUCUGCUGAUGGAUCGGCACUGGCAAAGAUUGGCUCCACUACGAUGCUGGCUGCCAUCAACAUGGAAGUCAUGACUCCAACUGUUGAAUGUCCAGAUGAGGGAUCCAUAGCUAUCGAAUUUCACAUGCCUCCCAUUUGUUCUCCUCUGGUUCGGCCUGGUAGGCCUGCGGAGGCAGCAUCAGUAAUUUCAAAGCAGCUGUCAGACACUAUCUUGAGUUCUGGCAUGAUUGACUUGAAAGAGUUGUGUUUGGUUGGAGGAAAAGCUGCAUGGAUGGCCUACCUGGACAUAUACUGUUUGGAUGCUGACGGUUCCCUGUUUGACGCUGCAUUACUAUCUGCAGUUGCUGCCUUUUCGCAUUUGAACAUUCCAGUAGUGUCUUUGAAUGAAGAUGGGCGAAUAGUUCUUGUUUCUGAGGACAAUGUCCAAUUGAAAUUGGAGAAGCAGCCUGUCAAUACAGAGAAAAGAAAACUCAAAUUGAACUCUCCACCAUUCUCCUUAACGUGCUUGCUUCACAAGAACUACAUCCUAGCAGAUCCUACAGCAGAGGAAGAAUCUAUAAUGGAAACGGCUGUAACUGUGGUAUUGGAUUCUUCUUACCAGCUUGUUUCACUUUAUAAACCAGGGGGGCCAGUUCUUGCCCAUACAUCAGUCAUCCAGGAUUGCGUCGUGCUGGCAAGACGCAGAUUGAAAGAGCUUCAGAGUGUCUUGAACGAAGCUAUUUCUGAUAUGGAAGUAGAGUGAAGUAGAUUUUCCUUGCACCAUAUAUAGCAUUCAGCAGACAGCUGGUUUCGUCUUAAGGAUCGAGUACCUGAACAGCUGAACUAGUGUCUAGUGUACCUUUUCGGGAAAAAAAUGCGUUAGAAAGGUAGCUCUCGUAGCCAUGGCUUGCAAAUUCAAUUUUGGUUGUCCAUUGAUUAUCAGUGGGAAAUGCAUAUUAUUUGUUUUGUUUUCUUAGUUGUUUACUGCUGCUUAGUAAUAGUGGUGACAAAUACGCGGAUUCGUACGGAUUGAUAGUGGAUUGAAUUGGGCAAGAUAUUAACCGAGUUAAAUGGUUUGAUCCGUAAGAUUUUUAUCAUUAAACUCAUUGUAUAAUUAUGUUCAGAUUUUAAAAUUUUAUAAGCUUUCACAUAUUAA
Solanum dulcamara is the source of this 1846-nucleotide messenger RNA. RefSeq lists its product as uncharacterized. The record is from RefSeq and is a predicted model, not a curated record. NCBI's taxonomy places the organism in Eukaryota, Viridiplantae, Streptophyta, Magnoliopsida, Solanales, Solanaceae. The coding region runs from base 542 to 1453 and encodes 303 amino acids. Gene Ontology annotation, cellular component: cytoplasmic exosome (RNase complex); nuclear exosome (RNase complex). Gene Ontology annotation, biological process: U4 snRNA 3'-end processing; nuclear polyadenylation-dependent mRNA catabolic process; nuclear polyadenylation-dependent rRNA catabolic process. The transcript is spliced from 9 exons.